Messenger RNA from Morchella sextelata, 1467 nucleotides. RefSeq lists its product as uncharacterized. Gene Ontology annotation, biological process: regulation of mRNA splicing, via spliceosome; mRNA processing. Gene Ontology annotation, molecular function: RNA binding. The record is from RefSeq and is a predicted model, not a curated record. Gene Ontology annotation, cellular component: spliceosomal complex. Lineage: Eukaryota; Fungi; Ascomycota; Pezizomycetes; Pezizales; Morchellaceae. The coding region runs from base 1 to 1467 and encodes 488 amino acids. The transcript has 6 exons.
AUGGCUAGCGGUGUUGAUGCGAAACUGCUCAAGAGCACAAAGUUUCCACCCGAGUACUCCAAGAAAGUCGACAGGGAGAAGGUCAACCUGGAGGUUAUGAAGCAAUGGAUCUCCGGGCAGGUCAUUGGGAUAUUAGGUAACGAGGACGAUGUUGUUAUCGACUUCAUCUUUGGCAUGCUGGAGGAGGAGCGAUUUCCUGAUCCGAAAAAAAUACAAAUCAAUCUCACAGGGUUUCUAGAAAAGGAUACGGCUGCGUUUUGCAAGCAGAUGUGGAACUUGCUCCUGAGCGCCCAAGCAAACCCGCAAGGAGUUCCGACGGAGCUGCUAGAGCAGAAAAAAGAGGAAUUGCGUCAGCAGCGGGCGGAAGCUGCCAAGAUCACCGAAGCACAACAACGUAAGCGGGAAGAAGAGGAACAGAAGGACCGGAGCUUGAACGAGAUACGGGAUCGCGAGCGCGGCGAGCGCCGCCGCGGUGGACCACCACCCGAGAGGGGCGGUAGAGACAUCUACCAGCCGCGGCCGCGUCACUCGGCAUCACCGGUGAACCGGCGCCGCCGUUCCCCUGAAAUCCUUGCAUCUCGGCCGCCACCACGACGCGAAGCAUCACCGCCACCCAGAGGAGGAGCGCGCAGAGAGAGGUUUAGGGAGCGCAGAGAGACAGACACGUACAUUCCGUCACGUAGAGGAUAUGAACGACGUGAUUUUGACAACCGUGAAGGCAGGAACACCAGAUUUGGACGUUCCCGGUCAAGGUCACGCUCGCCGCCCCCACGUAGGAGAGAUGACUAUCGCAGGAGCAACACCAACAGGCGUUCGCCAGAGUACUCCAGAUCGCCGGAGCCUCGCCGCAGCAACAACAGGAGAGACCGCUCGAGGUCCCGGUCCUCGGACCAUGGCCGGAAACGACGGGCGCUGUCGCCGGAACGCAAGGGCCGGGAUAGACACAGAUCGACCACGCCGUCGUCUGCCCGAUCUUCAUCUUCCCAUUCCCGAACUUCCAGGUCGUCAUAUGACUCGUCCUCGAGAUCUCCAUCUCGGUCUCCGCCUGCUCGUAAGAGAGACUCUAACAGUCGGCGGAGGGAGCGUUCAGUAUCUGUAGAGCGUGGAGUGGAUCGGAGAAGACGGUCACCUUCUUACACGAAGUCGCAUGCUGAUGAGAGGAAAGGAAGACGUGAUGAACGAAGCCGAAGUCCCCGCGGCGACCAACGCCACCACCACAAUGAUCGCCGUCGCCACUCGCCAGAGGACAGGGUGAGGGAUACUACUCCUACUAAGAGGAGACGGUCGGUCUCGGCCGAAGCUGGUGAGUCUCCAAAGCCAAGGGAGAGGGAGGUAGCUGAGAGCUCCAAGAAGGAUGAUGGCAGAAAGGAAGAUCCAGAGUUGACACUUCAGCAACGGGAAUACCAGCUCCGAGAGAAACUUUUGCGAGAAAGGAUCAAGCGGUCACGGAAGAACAGGCAGGCGUAA